This is a messenger RNA of Diceros bicornis minor, 1379 nucleotides long. RefSeq names its product olfactory receptor 7G1-like. Lineage: Eukaryota; Metazoa; Chordata; Mammalia; Perissodactyla; Rhinocerotidae. Bases 340 to 1278 code for a protein of 312 amino acids. Gene Ontology annotation, cellular component: membrane. Gene Ontology annotation, molecular function: olfactory receptor activity; G protein-coupled receptor activity. The transcript has a single exon. Gene Ontology annotation, biological process: G protein-coupled receptor signaling pathway. The record is from RefSeq and is a predicted model, not a curated record.
GAGGUCUCUGGAAAAGGAAGUGCAGAUCCAGAUAGCAUCAUCAGACUGCCUCCCUGGACUAUCUGUUUCUCCUAAGAAAAUUACAAAAUGUUUAAAAUAAUAUGAACAGCAUAGACAGUGUAAUAUUUAAAAUGAUCCUUCCUUAACCCUUUCCAGAGUUAAUAAAUAUUGACAUAUUGCUUUAUUACCUUGCGGUCUGUUUUCAAAAUAACAAAAUUACACGCAUACAGAAGGCAUCCCUCCAUUUGACUCCUUCUCUUCCCAGAAGGUGUUUGCCUCAGAUGAUACUCUUGCUCCUGGUCUAAGGACCACAUCUCUCCCAUCAGAUUCAUCAACAACAUGGGACCCAGAAACCAAACAGAUGUUUCAGAAUUUCUUCUCUUGAGACUGACAGAGGAUCAAGAGCUGGAGACCAUACUCUUCAGCCUGUUCCUGUCCAUGUACUUCGUCACCGUCCUGGGAAACCUGCUCAUUGUCCUGGCUGUCAUCUCUGACUCCCACCUCCACACACCCAUGUAUUUCUUUCUCUCCAAUCUCUCCUUUACUGACAUCUGUUUAAGCACAACCAUGGUCCCGAAGAUCCUGGCAAACACCCAAGCACAGAAUCAGAGCAUCACUUAUGCAGGCUGCCUCAGCCAGAUCUGCUUUGUCCUGACUUUUGUUCUUUGGGAAAAUUUUCUCCUUGCAGUAAUGGCCUAUGAUCGCUAUGUGGCCAUUUGUCACCCUCUGAGGUACAGAGUUAUCAUGAAUCCCCGACUCUGUGGACUGCUGAUUCUACUCUCACUGUUCAUUAGCAUUGUGGAUGCCCUGCUCCACAGUCUGAUGGUGUUGCGACUGUCCUUCUGCAAUGAACUGGAAAUCCCACUCUUCUUUUGUCAAGUUGUUCAGCUCAUCAAGCUUGCAUGUUCUGAUACCCUCAUCAAUAACAUCCUGAUAUAUUUUGCAGCUAGCAUAUUUGGUGGUGUUCCUCUUUCUGGAAUAGUUUUCUCUUAUAUUCAAAUUGUUUCCUCUAUUUUGAGAAUGUCAUCUUCAGGCGGAAAGUAUAAAGCUUUUUCCACUUGUGGGUCUCACCUCUCAGUUGUUACCUUGUUCUAUGGGACAGCUUUUGGAGUGUACAUUAGUUCUGCAGUGACAAACUCUUCCAGGAAAAUGGCAGUGGCUUCAAUGAUGUACACGGUAGUUACUCCUGUGAUGAAUCCCUUCAUCUACAGCCUGAGGAACAGGGACAUGAAGGGAGCCUUGAGGAGGCUCAUUGGUAGGACACCUUCUUUUCUGUGAUUGUGUCACCUGAUUUGGGCUGGGUUCUUUAGAAUGAGUCAAAGUGAAAGGAAUACUGUUGAGCCAGAACACCUGACUCCUCCAUCACCAAGUUCUUCUUA